GCUCUAAUAAAUUUGUUAGUCUCUAAGGUGCCACAAGUACUCCUUUUCUUCUAGCUCGACCAACGAGACCCUAAGAACUUCCUUCCUCCUGGUUAGCCGGAGCCAGGAAACACGGAGGCACCUGGAGGAAAAUGGUUCCUUACGCGUGACCCGACGGGUCUGAAGCUUUGGGUGCAGAUCUGGCCUGGCUCGUCUCUCACCCGGCCAGAUCCUAAGCUCCAGUCCCUGCCACGUAGGAAAGGAGCAUCCUAGCCAUUAGCCACCACCUCGCCAGCCACAGGCUGGGCUGUUCAGGCUUGUCCGUUACAUUCUUCUCCCCGCAAAGGGUGUCUGGUGUUUGUUUUCAUCCCCCCGCUGCAGAGAGGUGGGCCUGGCACAGAUCCAGGCUGUUUUCUUCUGAAUCCCUCCAACGCGGGCAGGGAGUUUUCUGACUCCGCUCCUGGUGAGGUCAAUUACAAAGGAUUGGACUGCGGGAGCUUAUCACUGGGCCAUCAGUUUGGCCCUCCGCUAUCGGAUGAUCAGCUUCUUUAAGAGGUAAUGGGUCCAGCCCCACCUGCCCCUCACUCAGCGCUCCUCCCCAAGUGGGGCGCAUCAUCACAGCAAGGGCCUGUAGCUAAAUCAGGCUCAGGUCUAGUGAUGUAAAAGAAGCCUGCAGCAAGCCGGAGGGAGAGAGGGUGAGCAGGCAGGGGGCUGCCUGGAGGGGAAGGAGAGAAUUCAAAGGGGGCCAGCUCAGAGAUGCUGAUCAAGGGCUGCAGCCUGCCUCUGAGAAGGAGGACCACACCCAGAGAGGCACACAGGCCCGAAGGGAGGGCUGUGGGACCCCGACCCGAGAAGGGGGACUAUGCCGAGAGAGACACACAGGCUGGAAGGGAGGGUUAUGGGACCCCUGACCACAUCCAGAGAGGCACACAGUCCCAGAGGGAGGGCUGUGGGACCCCGACCCAAGAAAGGGGACCAUGGCUUGAGAGGCACACAGGCCCGAAGGGAGGGCUGUGGGACCCCUGACCACAUCCAGAGAGGCACACAGUCCCAGAGGGAGGGCUGUGGGACCCCUGACCCGAGAAGAGGGACCAUGCCCAGAGAGGCACACAGACCGGAAGGGAGGGUUGUGGGACCCCUGACCAAACCGAGAGAGGCACAUAGGCCCAAAGGGAGGGCUGUGGGACCCAGACCCGAGAAGGGGGACCAUGCCUUGAGAAGCACACAGGCCCGAAGGGAAGGCUGUGGGACCCCUGACCACAUCCAGAGAGGCACACGGUCCCAAAGGGAAGGCUGUGGGACCGCGACCUGAGAAGGGGGACCAUGCCCAGAGAGGCACACAGUCCCAGAGGGAGGCCUGCGGGACCCCUGAAUUCAGGGGGAGUUCAAGGGGCUAAAGACGAAUUGAUCUAUUUAGCGAAUGAGGAAUUCGCAGGGGGAAUCUUAGGUUAAAGCUGUCUGGCCUGGGAGUGGCUUCUUAUAAGAACCAGACCAGGGGGAGCAGAGGAUAGCAGCUGUGAAGAAGGGGCGUCCGGAGGGAGGGUUGCCUGUCACAACUUCCAAGUGCCUUCAAGGCAGUGGGAACUGGGGGACUCAGCACCUUAUCCUCAGGACGUACCGUAUGUCCGUAGGAACAGGAGCCCUCUGCCCUGAGAGCACUUUGCCUGGGCUCUGCUGGGCAGCUGGGAGACCCCAGCAUCUCUCUGAGCCUUAGGUGGAGACAUCUCCAAAGGUCUUCCAGCGUCCUGCCUCCGACAGUCACCAGCAGCAGCUGCUUCAGAGGGUAGCGCAAGAAACCCUGCAACUACGGGGCAACCUGCCACCAUCAUGCAAAUGGUAGCCCCUCAAUUCUGCUCUGCAUUCAGUAUAAUAAGAGCAGAGAAAUUAAGAGGUGCAGACAUAUCAGGAUCGAAUCUGAUCUCACUUACCCAGUUCUAUGCCGGUGCAGUGGAUUUACCCAGGGUAAGGGGGAUCCGAAUCUUAUUCUGUGCACUGCUGCUCGCAGGCCUGGUUGACCCAGCUAUGUCGCUCAGGAGGGUGAAAAACCCACACCCGAGCGCUGGAGUUAAGCCGACCUAACCCCUGGUGUAGACAGGGCUAGGUUGACGGAAGAAAUCUUCCAUUGACCUAGCUACUGCCUCUAGGGGAGGGGGAAUACCUAUGCCAAGGGCAGGUAGUGUUUACUCUGACGCGCAGCUGUAGUGGAGAUGAGCCCUCAGUUAUACCAGAUUAAAUCUGGAGUAACUGCACUGAGGGGAGAGAAGUUACUUCACAUAUGUGCCAGCGUCACAGAGAUCAGAAUCUGGCCGUAUGUGUUUGCAACUGAGGCUUGAUCCGGGCUGCAGCACUGAUGAGCUGGAGGGGCAGGAGCUGCAGAAGGGUGGGCUCUUGCACCAUGGUUGGGGGAGAUUGUUUGGAAGGGCAGAGAGGAGGCUGGUGCUAAUAACUGGGAAGAAGGGAGAGAGACAUGCUGGAGCAAACCAGGGCCAUCUUGAGUACUCCCUGGAUUUACCUGGGCAUGUGGCCAUGAUACUGGCCUGGUGUUAAAGGGCGAGCCAGGCUCCUAUCUCUGUAUGCUGUGUUAGAUCGGUGCACCCAGGCAGCUGGCCCAGGGAGGGCAAUACAGGACAGCUCCCUCCAGCGAUGCCCUGCUCAGCACCUGUCCUUGGCGCUGCCAAGCCUGGUGCGCACUCAUGCACAGCAAACGCUCCCCAAGAAACUGGCCUGACCUGUUUGCUGUCAGCUCUCGGAGGAGAAGAGAGGAAUGCAGGUGUCCAGGAGAGGGGAGGGUACAGGCGCGACCCACAGGGGCCGGGACACAGAGACCGUUCAGCCAGUGAUCCUCUCGGCAUUACCGUGCCAGCUGCCGCACCGCCAAGAGCCCCGCUCCACCAUCUGCCGCCGGGAUGUCCCUCCUGCUGGCACUGCUCUUGCUGGCCACCACCACCUGCACCGGGAGAGGCCAAGUCAUCACCAUCGACUAUGAGCCUGCAAUCGCUCUCCUGGCGCUGGAAGGGAAUAUCACUUCUUCCACCUUCGUCCUGGAGCAGCCCCGCUGUGUCUUCAACCAGACUGUUAGCGACACCGAUGAGAUCUGGUUGGUGGUUUCCCUCAGUCGUGCGAUAUCCAGUUUCACCAGACCCACCUCCCUGCAAAGCCUCCCUGCCUUCCAGCAGUUCCCAGAGAACCCCAAUUACAUGACCAUGGGCACCUCCUCCUUAAACUACCCAUGUGAAAAGAGCUCGGGCCAGAUCACGGUGCUGCGCGUCGGGAAUGAAACCGGGUGCCUUUUGGACACAUCAAGACCCGACUGCAAUGGCCCCCUGCCUGGCCCAGGGCCCUACAGAGUGAAGUUCCUUGCGAUAAGUCCUGCAACUGGCCCCAAGGCCGAGACAAAAUGGUCAGCCCCGAUCACGCUGAAAACAGGGAAGGACCCUGUCCCCAUUGACACCUGGCCCGGAAGGCGCAGCGGUGGUAUGAUUGUCAUCACCACCAUCCUCUCCAUCCUCCUGGCCAUCCUACUGGCCUGCUUUAUCGCCGCGCUGGUCUAUGGAUGCAGUUCGAACCUUUCCGAGCACGCGGAGAUAAUGGGCAAGCAGGACCCGGUGACGGUGAAGCAAUACAACACCCACCAUAUCUACGACCAGUCUGCUUCCAAGAACUGAGGCCCUCCAGCGAGACAGCCACCCCCUGCUGCAACCCCGUUCCAUCAGCCGGGAGCUCCUCGGCCGCCUCCCCGGCAGAGCCUGUGUGUGCCAUGAACAGCGCCAGGAGAGGAGGGGACCCAGGGGCAGUGAGUGGAACUCCGCAGUAAUAAUGCUCCAAAUACUCCAGUCCCAAGCUGUGGACUCAGAACCAAGUCCUCCUCCUAGUUCUGAUCCUCCGAUCACCCCUGAUCUCCCAGGGUUGGGGUUGGGGAUUUGACGUUGGCGUCCGUCCCUUGGGCUUGGGCGCCCUUGAGAGGGUUAGUUUGUCCCUGAGAUGUGGUGAUGUUUCCAGGGUCCGGGCUAUCCCCUCUGCUCCGAGUGGGUCGGGGCGAUGGUGAUUCCUCCUGAACUGCAGCACCGGUGAGAUCCUUCAUGGCUGGAGGAUGCUGGGUCUGAGGAUUCCCCGCCCCCCGACCUCACUUUAACGUACCCAGCCCUGACUGCUCCAUGCACAGACAGGAACAGUCACCAUCCCUCCAGCCUUGACCCACUGGACAUGGACCCCCUUCAGAUCCCUAAACCCCACCCCUUCCCGAGCUGGAGAGGUCACUGCUGAGUGUCCUGCAGCUCUCCUAAGACUUAGCCCUGUGUCGAGAACCCAGUAGCCUGGAACCAGGGUUAUUUCUAAGCGGGUGGUACUUGAACACAGGGUGCAGUGGCCACCUGUGGGUCUCUGGCUGCAGAGGGCUCAUCCUCCGGGAUGGAGCGCCACUCCUAAUCCCCAGUCAGCCACAUUCCCUGGCUGCCCCAAUGUCUGCUGGGGCCCACGUCCGUGCCACCAAUUUUGGUGCACCACUUCCCAUCCGAGACCGCUAGCCCGCCUGGACUGGGUAUGGUCCUGUGUGAUCAGACAGAAGCUCAGCCCAGACAAUAAGGAUCCCCUUGCAGAGCUGUAGGCAGAUCCCAUUCCAGCAUGGAAAUCCAGACUGGGAGAUAACGCAGGCUCCCACAGGUGAGGUGCAUUAACUCCCCCAAUUAAUUGUUAGCAAUAAAGUGGGGAGGCUUCCCCUGGUUGUCGAGCCUCUGGGAAUAACGGAGAAGCCGGACUGGAUUUCCAUGUGCUAUGGGAAUGGAUUUUGCCUGCAGUUUAUAGGAUCCUCAGCAAGCUACCUUAAUCCCCAUGGGUGUGGUUCAAAGGAACCUCAGGAAGUUAGUUACCCUGCACCCUGGAAUUUCACUGUGUCUCAGGCCCCUCACUCUUCUCUGUGCUUUUGGAAAUCCCAGCCAGUGUUCCCAGGGAGGCAGAGGCCAGGCCUGUGCAGCAGGGACAUUCACCAUUUUCUUUUUCAAAUGAACAAUUAAAACGGAUUGUCAUGAAGACAAGUUUUGCUGUGAUUCGUCGCUCAUUGAGUGCAAUCAGCCUCAGAGCCAGCUCAGUCCAC
Dermochelys coriacea (leatherback sea turtle) is the source of this 5068-nucleotide messenger RNA. RefSeq names its product uroplakin-3b-like. The record is from RefSeq and is a predicted model, not a curated record. Lineage: Eukaryota; Metazoa; Chordata; Testudines; Dermochelyidae. The coding region runs from base 2886 to 3644 and encodes 252 amino acids. The transcript is spliced from 6 exons.